Molecule: messenger RNA, 312 nt
Organism: Serendipita indica DSM 11827
Lineage: Eukaryota; Fungi; Basidiomycota; Agaricomycetes; Sebacinales; Serendipitaceae
Source: the annotation of a GenBank genome assembly
AUGGCCAGCAUUACCUCUUCUAUCGAAAACCUCUUCCAUAGCCUCUGGCAGAUCGUCUCCGGUCUCGCUGGUAGCUUUGCUGCAGUGGGCACAUCGCUCAUUGCACUUGUGCAGCAUCUCUUCCAAGCCGUCUUUGGUAUCCUUGCUGCCAUCAUCACCGCCAUCACCGACCUGAUGAGUGGUCUUGUUGGGUUUGUACUCGGCAAUGUCUUCAUCAUUCUCGCCCUUGGAGCCGCGUAUUGGUUCUGGGCCACGCAAACGACGUCUGGUCAGCGAAGGACGGCGGGUGGACGCAAGAAUCCACUAAAGUAG